GAUGCGAGAGGAGGAAUGGACGGCGUGGAUAAUCCGAUACAUCACAGUAUGCCCGCCCACAAAACUGCCCGUUCGUGGUUAGAGACGGGCGGGGAUAGGACGCAAUCCGCGUCCAGUAACCAAUCCCCGCCCAAGAAAAAGUGGAUUGAGUAUAUUUUCGUCAUUUCAGAUUCAGCCUAUAGAAACCUGAUAAUUUCAAAACGCCAGGAACUUUCGGUAAAGCCACAAUUGCAGAUGAAUUCCAGGGCUAAGCUUCUGAAGGCAGACUUGGCGUUUCUUGAAUGCUUGGAGAAAUCAUGGACGAGCAACACAAAGGGAGAUGCCCGCAUAGCUUAUCUUUAUCGGUCAAUGUGCAUUGCAGGUCUGAGGAAUAUACUUAUACCUUAUAGAAUGCAUCUGGUGAGACUACAAUCAGGGCCGUCGAUGGUAGAGCGGUUAGGCAAUUUGAAUGGGAAAAAUAACACAUGCAGAGCAGAGACAAACUUGAAUAAUAGAUCCUGAUGUUUGGAAUAUUUGGCGAAGUUUGUGGAGUUUCUCUAUGUAUUAUUGGAGCACUGAAAUGUACAUAUCAUGUCAAUAGCAUAUUGCACUGUAGUUACCCUGUACCUAUGAAUUGAAAUGUGUCCAUAGUAGAGCUGUAUAUAGGUGUAUGAUAUAGUUGAUACUUCAACAUGUUUGGUUUCCUGCCAAACUCACAUAUUGUAAUGUGCAGUGAUCUUCUCAAACCUUGGAAUGCUUUUUUAAUUUUAUUUUUU
Molecule: messenger RNA, 755 nt
Organism: Magnolia sinica
Lineage: Eukaryota; Viridiplantae; Streptophyta; Magnoliopsida; Magnoliales; Magnoliaceae
Exons: 3
Coding region: 16-501 (161 amino acids)
Source: RefSeq, a predicted model, not a curated record